Molecule: messenger RNA, 983 nt
Organism: Oryza sativa Japonica Group (Japanese rice)
Lineage: Eukaryota; Viridiplantae; Streptophyta; Magnoliopsida; Poales; Poaceae
Source: RefSeq, a predicted model, not a curated record
CUAGCUUAGCUAAGCAACUGCAAGUGAAGCGGCGACAUGACGACGACGACGACGAGGUUUGUUCAGCUUGCCGCGUGCGCGGCGGCGUCGCUGCUCGCCGUGGCGGCGAGUGGCGCGGCGGCGCAGGGCGUCGGGUCGGUCAUCACGCAGGCGGUGUUCAACAGCAUGCUGCCCAACCGCGACAACUCGCAGUGCCCGGCGAGGGGCUUCUACACGUACGACGCCUUCAUCGCCGCCGCCAACUCCUUCCCGGCGUUCGGCACCUCCGGCGGCAGCGCCGAGCUCAUCCGGCGGGAGCUCGCCGCCUUCUUCGGCCAGACCUCCCACGAGACCACCGGUGGAACGAGGGGUAGUUCUGACCAGUUCCAGUGGGGUUACUGCUUCAAAGAGGAGAUAAACAAGGCGACUUCUCCACCCUACUAUGGACGUGGCCCAAUUCAAUUGACAGGGCAAUCGAACUACCAAGCAGCCGGGAACGCGCUGGGGCUGGACCUGGUGGGCAACCCAGACCUGGUGUCCACCGACGCCGUGGUCUCCUUCAAGACGGCCAUCUGGUUCUGGAUGACGGCGCAGGGGAACAAGCCGUCGUGCCACGACGUCAUCCUCGGCCGGUGGACGCCGUCGGCGGCGGACACCGCCGCCGGCCGCGUCCCCGGGUAUGGCGUCAUCACCAACAUCAUCAACGGCGGCAUCGAGUGCGGCGUCGGCCAGAACGACGCCAACGUCGACCGCAUCGGCUACUACAAGCGCUACUGCGACAUGCUCGGCGCAGGCUACGGCAGCAACCUCGACUGCUACAACCAGCGCAACUUCGCCAGCUAGCUAGCUGAGUGAUCGAUCGAUCCAUCGGAUUGUUAUCCUAUUGCAUGAUCGUUCGAUCAGUUAGUACUACCAAUAAAAACUGGCAUGUAGUGAUGUAGUAUCCCAACAUGAAUAAAGGUCUUUAAUCAAAUAAAGGCAAAUAUCAAUUGCUUUAACUGCUA